AAUGUUUUGCCAUAGCUUCACGGUGUGUCCACAGCCAACCCACCCUAGAUGCAUGUUUCAGAUGUCGCAGUUCACCGUUCACUGGAAAAUGAGUCCUUCAAAUGAAAGGAUCGACAGAUUUGCGGUAUGGCAAUAUUAAAAACAGUAUUUAGCCUCACUCUCUUGCUGGUGAUUGAGAAUAUUUUGGGGACAGAAGGAUUAGACAGCCAUGACGACUUAUCUCAGGUAACACACACAGAUGUUUACGUGCCACUGGACCACCUUAGGCUGAAAAGAGAAACAUUACAAGGAUUCGAGGACUACAUUAUUGAAAUCGAACUCAGCGUCUCUAGCAUCUCAGUGGUAGAAGAGCUGAAGACAGUGUUGAAUUCCGUUGGAUUUCCUCUCCAAAUUGAAGGCGCAGUUAAUAUAACUGACGUUAACAUUAGCACAGUGUGCUCCCCAGUUGAUUCUGGUUUCCAGUGCAAAUGUGAGGAAGAGUUUUCCUGGUCACUGGAGAGCUGCAGAAAGUAUAGCAACUGUAGCGCCAUCACUGCUAACACAUGUGGAUGCAUCAACGCCAUUCCCCCCAAUGGACCAUUCUGUGAACUAAACCCAGCACCUCAACUCACACCGGUUGAGUACAUUAUAGAAAUCGAAGUCAAUGUUUCUGACAUUGCAGUGGUGAAUCAACUGAAGUCUCUUUUAGACAGCAUCAAUUUUCCUUUUCAACUCGACCACAUGAUUGAAAUCACUGCCGUAAAUCUUACGACAGUUUGCUCCAAAUGUGGAUGCGUCAAUGCCAUUACACCCGAUGGGACAUUUUGUCCACCAGUCACCACUCCUUCUCCCACUCUACCAACAAACACAACUCCUUCAUUGAAUGUAUCAACAACACAAGAGCCAUACACCACUGCUUCAUUCAAUGAAUCAACAACACAAGAGUCAAACACAACGUCUUCAUUCAAUGAAUCAACAACACAAGAGCCAAACACAACGUCUUCAUCCAAUGUAUCGACAACACAACAGCCAAACACAACUUCUUUAUCCAAUGUAUCGACAACACAAGAGCCAAACACAACGUCUUCAUCCAAUGUAUCGACAACACAACAGCCAAACACCACUGCUUCAUUCAAUGAAAUAACAACGCAAGUGUCAAACACAACUUCUUUAUCCAAUGUAUCGACAAGACAAGAGCCAAACACAACGUCUUCAUCCAAUGUAUCGACAACACAACAGCCAAACACAACUACUUCAUCUAACAUAUCAACAACACGAGAGCCAAAAAAACCAGAGCCCAAAACACCGUUCACAACACCUGAAAAACCAGAGCCCAACACACCGUCCGCAACACUUGCCGCUACCAGUGGAAUGUUGACCACAGCAACAGCAAAAACAGCAAAAUUUGGCCUGCAGAUGUCAUUUAGGAUUGUUGACAGGACGUUUGAUGACAGUUUGUCUGACACUUCUUCUCAAGAAUAUAUGAAACUGGAAAUUAUCGUCAGAAAUGCUAUUGAUAAAAACUACAUGAAGACCGUUGAAGAAUACAUUGGAGUAUCAGACAUUCGCUUUUCGAAUGGCAGUGUGAUUACAAAAUAUACAGUGAGGACAAACAAAGUCAGCUCCUCUGACAUUGAGAAGGCAAAUCAAGCCAUUGUAGAAACACUUCAACACCAGAGCUAUAACGUGGACCCCAAGUCCUUCACAGCAGCUCUCAUAGAAGACACGUUUGCGGGUUUGCCUCCGGUGUUCGCCGGAGACGACAUGUCCUUGCGUUGCGAUCCGCAAGUGGACACUCUGGGAAAUCCUGUGACCUGGAGGGUGAAGGGCCAGAAUGUCACAAACAAUUCAAAGUAUAUAAUCAACAAGGAGCAAUCCAGUCUCACAGUGAAGAACCUCGUUAGGUCUGAAAGUGGAAUAUAUAAAUGCUCCGUGAACACUGGCGUUGUGGAGUUCAUCCGAAGCCAGGACAUUACAGUGCUGCCUGCACCCACGGUGUUUGUGGAGAAGCAAGUAAUCAACAGCCACUGCAAUACAGCGGUCAAGUUGACGUGCUGUGGACAAGCACGCAACUUCCUUCUAGAGUGGAUCGAUAAACAAAGUGGUAAAACACUGAGCUCACAGGGUUUCAGUGAAGAUAACUGUACUACGAUGGACAGGAGAUGCCAAAACGUGGAAACCCGAGUGUUCAUUUGCAAAAUGACAUUCAGAAGCAAGGCUUUCACACAGGAAGCUACCUUGCGCUUUUUUGAAGACGGUGUGAUAUUUUCUUGUGACGACGGCGUGUACGGCCUUGGAAGAGAAAAUGACAUCGCUGUCGUGGGCUGCUCAAGGGGUGCAGAAGGCAGCAGGGCUGCACGAUGCGAGAAGGGCAAAUGGAAGUUCGUGAACAACACCUGCCUCUUACCAGAAAUUAAGGAGCUACAGUUUAAAUCACUGGUUUUGGAUCAAGAAGGCGUUGAUGCUUUUGUACAGGAACUCCGAAACAUCACCAGUUUGUCAAAAGAUGAAGUAGCCAUUUCAACUGCGAAUAUUUUAACCGUUGUGAACAUACUGAACAAUGUUAUUAAUGUUAUAAAUGGAAAUGAUGUCAGCAGUACUGUGGUUGAGAAUUUUCUGCAAACUGUGGAUAUUUUAGUUUCAACAGAAACAGAAGGAACCUGGGGCUUACUAAAUGAAGGCAACUCCACCAACAGGACUGGCUCAGAUUUACUGAAUUCAGUAGAGGAAAUCGCGAAGGUCAUCAGAAACACUUCCGUCAGCAUUACGACAUCCACAAUGCAGUUAAACAAAACAAUAUUUUUUGACGAAUUCAACAUAUCCUUUUUAAAUUCAACUGAUGAGAUAAUCGUGUUCGGAUCGAUGCCUAGCUUCCAAACUGAAAUUACUACUGUACACUUUCGCACCCUGGACAUAGUUUUACCGCCACGGAACCUCACCAGUUCGAAUAACACGAUUAACAGUGCCGUCUUAUUAGCCUACACUAACAGCACGAUUACUAACAUCACUCUGACGUUCCAAAUAAGAAACACAACACUGGGCAAUCCACAGUGUGUCUUCUGGAACUUCACAGAAACAGCCUGGGACUCAUCGGGGUGCGAGGUUAAAAAUGUCGGGAACGAGAACAUAACGUGCGUCUGUAACCACCUGACCUCCUUCUCCAUAUUGAUGUCACCUUUCAUCCCCGAAGCAAUCAGACUCCUUUUGGAUUUCAUCACCUACAUUGGAGUGGGCAUAUCAAUGGGCAGCCUGGUCCUGUGCCUCAUCAUUGAAGCCAUCGUUUGGACCGCCGUCACCAGAAACAACAUAUCGUACAUGCGGCACGUCACCAUCGUCAACAUCGCUGUGUCCCUGCUGAUCGCAAACAUAUGGUUCAUCAUCGGGGCGGCCAUAUCGGAUAUUGAUGAGAAGACGCCAGUCGGACCCUGCAGUGCUGCAACUUUUUUCAUCCACUUCUUUUACCUGGCCUUGUUCUUUUGGAUGUUGAUUUCAGGUGUCCUGCUUUUUUACCACAUGGUCAUGGUCUUCUCUCACAUGUCCAAGAGGGUGAUGAUGGCCAUCAGCUUCACGGUAGGCUAUGGCGCCCCCCUAAUCAUUGCCGUCGUCACGGUGGCAGUCACAGCUCCACAGAACGGAUACUUUCGGCAAGAUGAUGCUUGCUGGCUCAACUGGUUUCAGACAAAGGCUCUCCUUGCUUUUGUGAUUCCUGCCCUGGCCAUAGUGGCCAUAAAUUUCAUCAUCCUGAUUGUGGUACUGUAUAAAUUGAUAAGGAGGGGAGUUGGAGAGAACCAGACAGACGAGAGAAACGCUUUGGUGGUCAUCGCAAGGUGUGUCGCUGUCCUCACCCCUUUCUUUGGGCUCACGUGGGGAUUCGGAAUAGGAGUCAUGGUCGCACCAGAAAGUGUUGGCCUCCACAUUGUGUUCGCCGUUCUCAAUUCAUUACAGGGUUUCUUUGUCUUAGUGUUUGGAACACUGUUAGACAGCAGGAUACGAGCAGCAUUAGCAGGGAGGUUUUCAUUCAUACACACAAGCUCCAACCGCACAAGGAGCACAAGUGGAGGUCCCUCUUCAUCAAGUGGAUUGGGUCUGUUUCAAAGACGAGGCAGAAGAGAUGCAUACCAUGUCUCAGAAGCCGCAACUUCAAGCCAAUCAAACGCUGCUUCAGAUUCUUUCCUCAAUACUUAGUGCUGUUCGGCAUGGCUGUCUAUGUUGUUAUAUGAUCAUAUACCUCAAGACCAUGGACACGCGAACGGCUAAUUGUCAAUAUGUUAUAUUCGUUUAGAAAGCACUUUUUUUGUCCAGAUAUUUUUAUUCUUCAGUUUCCUCUCAUUUUGUAAACACCAUUUUGUCCUACAGUCUUUGAAAUACUCAUACAAAAUUCAUACUGACUUUUGUACUGCCCAUACACAGUAUAUCAUUGUUGAAUUGCACUGUAUAUGCCACCAUUUAUUUUAGCCCGAGGGACUCUAGUCUAAUACAAUCAGGGACUUCAGUCAAGACCUUGAUUUUGUUGAAUCAGAUGGUUUACUGUUGCGGGAGACAAAGGUGUGCAGCCACACAGGCCCGUCUCAGGAAAGAUUAGACACUCCUGCUUUAAAAGUCUUUCUCCAUCCCUAUUGUGUAUGUGAUUUGCCAUUGUAGACCGAGUGGUAUCACCUUGCACGGGGACGCCCUUGCUAUAAAAACGGCUCUCCAAGCUGCCUGCCUAACAGGAAACAGUUACACCAGUCAGGGCUCCUCGUUUUUAUAGUGUUCAUCUGGAGUAGGUGUUUCCCUGUAAGACGGAACAACGAAUGCGCUGCACCUGCCUGUACUGUAAAAUGUUUUGUAUGAAACAAGGACAGUCCUUUUAACCUUCUUAUUGAGUAAAUUCAAAGUUGAUUACACAAUGAAUAGUUUGCUGUCAGUGAAAUCAAACUUGUACAGGUUGGAAUUUCUGAAAUGUGAACGUGGUCAUUUUUAAAUGAUCAAUCCCCUUUCUUUUCCAGUUGAUUCCAAUCCAUGUGCAGUCUAGCUGUAAAUUGAAGUCUCUCUUAAUUUUUGCAAAUUACUUUUUAGCAUUUAGCAUUUUGUGCUGCGGUUGUUUUGCAGUCUGUUUUGUACCCAUGUGACAUGCAGCGAGCUCCAUAAUGUUUGGCACAAAAACAUAUAUAUUUUUUCCUUGAUGACAGUUAAUUGUUUGAGCUAUCUAUUGUGCAUUGUGUAGCUAUGUAUUUGUUUGUCUUGUCAUUAUAUCUUUUCAUUGUAGGCCAUUUUGUCAAUUGUAUGUAGAUGCUGAAGGAAUUUCAUGAUGGAGUCAUGAUUAAUGAUUAAAAUGAUUAAAACACUCUUAGCCCUACUAUAUUCUGUCAUUGAUGGCAUACAGUUAGGGGAUCCUGGGGUUGGUUGGCACUCUUUUCACUCUUUGCCAUAUUUCUCCAGCAAAAUUGACAUUAUUUUAUCCAGUAACAAGGUCUCAGCUAUAAAUUCGUUUUAAUAUCCAAUAAUGUUUAUUUGGUGACCUUACUUUGGAAAAGUCAUGCUGUUCACUUGUGCCAACCCCAAGAAUAAACCCAACUGAGAUAGAAAUCUCUUUUGACAUAAGACACAAAGUUACACAAGACAGUAGACAAACAAGUUACAGACAUCAAAUGGAGAAAGAGACAGCAGUGUAACAGUAAUUAAAAGCAGUGUGGAGGUUAAAAACAGGAGAAUAUUUCAGUCACACUUCCCUGCGGCGGCGAGGACGCCGCACGCAGACACACACUUCCCUGCGGCGGCGAGGACGCCGCGCGCAGACACACACUUCCCUGCAGCGACGGCGGCUUCCCUGGACAAUUUGUGGACAUUUGGUAUUUCUUUUUUGUUUAGUUUUGUAUAGUAAUUUGAAGAGAGAGAGAGAGAAAAAAAGGCCUUUAGUUUUUGUCUUUUUUGUCUUAUGGGUGGGGGUGUUGGGUCCCCUGCCUCUGCUUGCCUGGGUAGUGCAGGUGGAGGUAGUUGCUUAAUUACCUAAUUGCCUGAUUGCCUCCACCUGCCUGUGGCCCAAUAUAAGCCCAGUAGUAUGAGGCAGGGGAGUUUUUUUUCUAUUGGGGCUUGUAGUUUGUGUGGAGAUCUUUGGUUCUGUGAACUUUGUGUGUUUUCGUUUGUGCCUUUGUUUGUAAUUUAGAUUAAUAAAUGUCUGGGUUUGUUUUUA
This is a messenger RNA of Anguilla rostrata (American eel), 6151 nucleotides long. Its product is annotated as adhesion G protein-coupled receptor F5-like. Gene Ontology annotation, cellular component: membrane. Gene Ontology annotation, molecular function: G protein-coupled receptor activity. Gene Ontology annotation, biological process: cell surface receptor signaling pathway; adenylate cyclase-activating G protein-coupled receptor signaling pathway. The coding region runs from base 127 to 4164 and encodes 1345 amino acids. The transcript is spliced from 33 exons. Lineage: Eukaryota; Metazoa; Chordata; Actinopteri; Anguilliformes; Anguillidae. The record is from RefSeq and is a predicted model, not a curated record.